AUGCUGUCUUUUCGUGUUGUCAGCUGCAAAGACCUCCCAGUAUCUGAUCUGAGCGGUCAAAGCAACUCAUACGUUAAUGUUAUACAGCUAACGAAAUCCAAUGAAAAGAAACAAAUUACUAAAACUAAUGUAGUCCAAGAUUCACUCAAUCCAGCUUAUGAGAGCAACGAGGCCAAGGUCAAGGUCGCCGAUACUCAAGCUGUGAUUUUCGAAGUUCAUGAAACAGAGAAACUUGGUGUAGAUAUCCUUACAUGCACCUACACACUCAACAUUCCAGCUGAUGGAAAUCUCGAAGAAGGAGUCAAGACUGAGCAACUGCAGAAAGAAGGCCCAUUCAGACUCGACAGAAAGCAGCCUUACAUCAACUUUGAAGUUAAGAAGGCUGAAGAUAAGGAAGAAGGCAAGGAAGGUUCCAAGAGGAAGAAGAGGCAUAGUCACAAGAAGGAGACAUCCUCAUCCUCCUCAUCUUCUUCCGAUGACGAGAAGGAAGACAAUACUCCAAAGGAACCAAUCCUCUUAGAUGUCACUGUUGUCAGUGCCACAAAGCUUGCUGCUAUGGACAAGGGUGGAAAGUCCGAUCCAUUCGCUGUCCUUUCAAUCAACGGCAAGGGUCAAGAAUACAAGACAGAAGCCAUCAAAGAGAACCGCAAUCCAGAGUGGAACGCCGAAUUCCACAUGGAAGCUGCCAACAGAAAUCACGAUAAGCUCCAUAUCGUUGUCUAUGAUUGGGAUGAGCACAACGAUAACGAUCUUAUUGGUAAUUUCAAACUCCCACUUAAGGAACUUCCACUCGAUACUCCAGUCGAGAAAGAUGUCGAAUUAAAGAAGAAGCAUGCUCACCGUAAGGAACGUGGUACAGUCCAUCUUAAAAUUGUAGCACACAAGAAGGAACAGGAUGCCCCACCUGUCCCAGCCCCAGCCCCAGUUAACCACCAAGCCAAGACAGAAAAGCCGAAGAAGGUAAUUCUCGAAUUCUCCGUUGUUUAUGCUAAGGAUCUUGCCGCUAUGGAUCUCAAUGGUAAAUCUGAUCCAUAUGUCAUCCUUAAGCUCAACAAUGAUGGUCCAGAACAAAAGACUGAAGUUGUUAAGAAGAACAAGAACCCAGUUUGGAACCAAGACUUCACAUUCGAACUCAAGGAUAAGCAAACAGAUAUUCUUCACCUUUCUUGCUAUGACUGGGAUGAUCACAACGAACACGAUCUUAUUGGUGAUUCCCACCUCACACUUUACGAAUACGUCAUGGAUACACCAAUUGAGAGAGAUGUCGAACUUAAGAAGGAAGGUGGCCACCGUAAGAACCGUGGCCUUGUACACGUCAGAUUCUUAUUCCACUACGAUAACAAGGAUGAAACAUCUGAUGAAGAGCCAGAACCAGCCAAGAAGGAGAAGUCCGAGUCUGAUGAAGAGGAUGCUAAGAAGGAGGCCGCUGCUCUUGCUGCCAACCCACCAGCUCCAAAACCAGCCCCAGAGAAUCUCCUCUUAAAGCUUACAGUUGUCAAUGCUACAAAGCUUGCCGCUAUGGACAAGGGUGGAAAGUCCGAUCCAUACUGCGUCCUCACAAUCAACGGUGAAGGCCAGCAGUACAAGACAGAAGUUGUCAAGGAGAACCGCAGCCCAGAAUGGAACCAAGAUUUCCAGAUCCCAUUAAAGAGCCACGAGAACGAUAAACUCUGCCUCGCUUGCUAUGAUUGGGAUGAACACAAUGAUCACGAUCUCAUCGGCCAGUACGAACUUCCUCUCAAGGAAUUCCCACUCGACACACCAGUCGAGAAGGAUCUUGCUCUUGAGAAGAAGAACGCACACCGUAAGGAACGUGGCACAGUUCACCUCAAGUUCACAAUUGUUAAGGUCGAAGAGAAGCCAGCUCCAGCUCCAGUUGCCGCCCAGCCGAAGAAGGUCUUGAUGGACGUUACUGUUGUUGAUGCCAAGGAUCUUGCCGCUAUGGAUAUUGGUGGCAAGUCCGACCCAUACGUUGUCCUUAAGCUUAACAAGGAUGGCGCUCCACAGAAGACUGAGGUCAUCAAGAAGACAAAGAACCCAGAAUGGAACCAAGAAUUCCAUAUGAGCCUUGUCGACAAGAAGACCGAUGUUCUUUAUGUCGAGUGCUACGAUUGGGAUGACCAUAACGAAAACGACUUGAUCGGUAACGGUGAAAUCAAGAUCGAUGAACUCGCUUUAGAUGCAACAGUCGAUAAGUACAUCGAACUCAAGAAGGAGGGCGGCUUCCGCAAGCAACGCGGUACAGUCCAUCUUCGCAUCCAUCUCCAUGGCGAUCGUGCUGACGAGACAUCUUCUGAUGAUGAGAAGAAGGAGGCUCCAGUCGAGGAGAAGGCUCCAGUUGUUGUUGCUGCUGUCAAGGAACAGAAGAAGUCCUCAUCCUCAUCCUCCUCAUCAUCUGAUGAAGAAGACCGCAAGAAGGAGCAAGCCGAGCUCGCCGCCAACCCACCAGCUCCAGAGGAGAAGGUCGAUCCAAUUGUCUUACAGGUUGUUGUCGUUGAUGCCAAGGGCUUACCAGCUAUGGAUCUCAAUGGCAAGGCUGAUCCAUACUGCGCUUUGUCAGUCAAUGGCACAGGCCGUCAACUCCGCACAGGCGUUGUCAUGAAGAACAAGAACCCAGAAUGGCACCAGACAUUCAAUGUUCCAAUCCCGAACCAGAAGAAGGACAAGCUCCACAUCACAGUCUACGACUGGGACGAGAAGAACUCCAACGAUCUUAUCGGCUACGCCCACAUCGAGCUCAAGGACGUCAAGCUCAACACACCAGUUGAGCAAGAAGUCCAGCUUAAGAAGAAGCACGGCCUCCGCAAGGACCGCGGUGUUGUCCAUCUUAAGUACACAGCUUACAGACCAGGCGAAGAGCCAGCUCCAGCCCCAGCUCCAGUUCCAGUUGCCGCUGUUGUUCCACCACCAAAGAAGGAAGAAGAGAAGCCGAAGAAGGUCAUCCUCGACUGCACAGUUGUUGAUGCCAAGGACCUCGCUGCCAUGGAUCUCAAUGGCAAGUCCGAUCCAUACGUCAUCGUCAAGAUCAACAAGAACGGUGCUCCACAGAAGACAGAAGUCAUCAAGAAGACAAAGAACCCAGCAUGGAACCAAGAGUUCCAUCUCGAUCUUGUCGACAAGAAGACCGAUGUCCUCGUUGUCGAGUGCUACGAUUGGGACGAGAAGAACACCAACGACUUGAUCGGUAACGGCGAAGUCAAGCUCGCAGACUAUGCUCUUGACACACCAGUUGAGGUUGAUGUCGAGCUCAAGAAGGAAGGUGGCUUCCGCAGCAAGCGUGGCACAGUCCAUCUCAAGUUCCACUUCCACGAAGACCGUGCAGGCGAGACAGACUCCGAAGACGAGAAGAAGCCAGCUCCAGUUGUUGUUGCUGCUGUCAAGGAACAGAAGAAGUCCUCAUCCUCAUCCUCCUCAUCAUCUGAUGAAGAAGACCGCAAGAAGGAGCAAGCCGAGCUCGCCGCCAACCCACCAGCUCCAGAGGAGAAGGUCGAUCCAAUUGUCUUACAGGUUGUUGUCGUUGAUGCCAAGGGCUUACCAGCUAUGGAUCUCAAUGGCAAGGCUGAUCCAUACUGCGCUUUGUCAGUCAAUGGCACAGGCCGUCAACUCCGCACAGGCGUUGUCAUGAAGAACAAGAACCCAGAAUGGCACCAGACAUUCAAUGUUCCAAUCCCGAACCAGAAGAAGGACAAGCUCCACAUCACAGUCUACGACUGGGACGAGAAGAAUGACAACGAUCUCAUCGGCUACAGAACAAUCAAGCUUGACCAGUUCAAGCUCAACACACCAGUUGAAGCUAACGUUGAACUCAAGAAGAAGCACGGACUCCGCAAGGACCGUGGCACAGUCCAUCUUAAGUUCACGGCAUACAGACCAGGUGAAGAACCUAAGCCAGGUGCUCCAGCUGUUGCCCCAGCUCAUCCACAAAAGGCUGAGUACGCUCCAAAGAAGGUCCUUCUUGAUGCUACAGUUGUUGAUGCUAAGGAUCUCGCUGCUAUGGAUCUCAACGGCAAGUCUGAUCCAUACGUCAUCCUUAAACUCAACAAGAACGGCCAACCACAGAAGACAGAAGUUAUCAAGAAGACCAAGAACCCAGUCUGGAACCAGACAUUCAACUUCGAGCUCGUCGAUAAGAAGACCGACGUCCUCAUUGUUGAGUGCUAUGACUGGGAUGAGAAGAACGCCAACGACUUGAUCGGCAACGGCGAAGUCAAGCUCGCUGAUUACGGCCUUGACUCUCCAAUCUCUGUCAGUGUCGAACUCAAGAAGGAAGGCGGCUUCCGCAGCAAGCGUGGCACAGUCAACCUCAAGCUCUUAUUGCACAACGACCGCGAAGGCGAAUCUGACUCCGAAGAAGAGAAGCCAACAUUCGUCCAACUCUCAUCCUCAUCUUCAUCAUCCGAUGAAGGAGAAGUCGUUGCUGCUGCUACAAGAGAAAUCAAGGUUGACGACGGUGUCAUCUACGGCCCAGUCCAGGAUUACACCCAGGAUGUCUACUUCCGUGUCUUCUACGAAGGCAAGCACCGCUGUGACUUCGACUUCAACCUCCUUGUUCUUGAUACCAACGAGAAGAGAUUCGGCCUCUCCGCUGACAAGGCAUCACAUCCACAGUUCCUCAUCAAGAAGGACUUCUAUCUUCCGGACGAGAAGAAGUCCCAGUACCCAGUACAUGAUAUCUACUACCCAGAUCUCAAGAACAAGUCAGUCAAGGUUAUCCCAAUCAUCAGAACCUUGCGCAGAGUUAAGGUCCCAGCUGAGCUUAAGCUCGAAGUUGCUUACUACCCAGAUCAACAGAAGUUCCCAGACGCACCGAAGAAGGUUAUCGUCUGCGAGACAACAUUGAAGAUCAGAUAUCGUGGUGAGCAAUUGGCUACAAAGGGUAUCGCCUUCGAGAAUGGCACAAGUCACGAAUUCGAUGUCAAGUGCAAGCCACAGAACAACUACACAGUCUUCCAGUGGAUUCGCUCUAUGCCAGCUGAUCUUGCUCCAAGAAGCGACAAGUGGGCUGCAUACGGUGCUGACCAACCACAGGAAGAGACAUACAAGGAGUAA
Messenger RNA from Trichomonas vaginalis G3, 5049 nucleotides. Its product is annotated as C2 domain-containing protein family. The record is from RefSeq and is a predicted model, not a curated record. The transcript has a single exon. Lineage: Eukaryota; Parabasalia; Trichomonadida; Trichomonadidae. Gene Ontology annotation, molecular function: calcium ion binding. Bases 1 to 5049 code for a protein of 1682 amino acids.